Juglans regia (Persian walnut) is the source of this 1886-nucleotide messenger RNA. Its product is annotated as polygalacturonase At1g48100-like. The record is from RefSeq and is a predicted model, not a curated record. Gene Ontology annotation, biological process: carbohydrate metabolic process. Gene Ontology annotation, molecular function: polygalacturonase activity. The transcript has 6 exons. NCBI's taxonomy places the organism in Eukaryota, Viridiplantae, Streptophyta, Magnoliopsida, Fagales, Juglandaceae. The coding region runs from base 291 to 1682 and encodes 463 amino acids.
UCUCUUGCAACUUGUUCUAGUGCUCAAAGUGGUCACAUGUUCUGCUUUACUGCUUAAGUCUUAGACUUCCCUCAACUUCCCGGAACGUGAAUUCCUGGCUAACUCUAUAUCCCUAUGCAUGAGUCAUAGAUAACAACAAAAUCUGUCAAAUUCCUAGUCUGGUUCUUGGAAUGUCAAAGGAGUGAACUUUGGCUGUGCCUACUGAAAAGACCUGUUAUAGGAUAGCAAGACUCUAUAAGGAGGUGAAAUAACUCUCAUUCCUCUUCAUCUAAGGGAAAGCCAUAACAGAAAUGAUACUCACUCGGGUUCUUGUUCUUGUCCUUUUGUUCUCAUUUUGUUUCUUCGUUCCUCCAGCUCAGAGAAAACUGCAUAGUUACACAAAGCAGAAACAUUUCCACCCAAAAUCUCGAAUUUCACUACCACCUGCGCCUGCACCUGAGGCUAUUAGCCCAAGUUACACGCUGAAUCCUGCUCCUAAUAGUCCUACUGUCUUUAAUGUACAAUCUUUUGGUGCCAUUGGGGAUGGUGUCACUGAUGACACAGAAGCAUUCAAGAUGGCUUGGGACACGGCCUGCCAAUCUGAAGAAACAGGAGUUCUUCUGGUUCCUAAGAGUUAUUCCUUCCUGAUACAAUCUACAAUAUUUACAGGGCCUUGUAAAUCAGGCAUCACAUUUCAGAUCGACGGGAUUAUUAUGCCACCGGGUGGGCCCGAUUCAUGGCCGAGAAAUUAUAGUAAGAAACAAUGGUUGGUUUUCUACAGAAUCAGUAGAAUGUCAUUGCAAGGGGAUGGUGUCAUAGAUGGUAGAGGAGAGAAAUGGUGGAAUCUUCCUUGCAAACCGCGCAAAGGAAGUAAAAGGACAACACUGCCAGCUCCUUGCGAUAGCCCAGUUGCCAUAAGAUUCUUCAUGAGCUCCGACUUGACUGUCCAAGGACUUAAAGUUAAGAACAGCCCCCAAUUUCAUUUCCGGUUCGAUGGUUGUCAAAACGUCCAUAUAGACUUGCUCAACAUAAAAGCCCCUGCUCUAAGUCCCAAUACUGAUGGGAUUCACAUCGAGAACACGAAUAACGUCAAAAUAUAUAAUUCCAUUAUAUCCAAUGGUGAUGACUGUGUUUCAAUUGGUGCUGGCUGUUUUAAUGUCGAUAUAAAGAACAUAACUUGCGGUCCAAGCCAUGGAAUAAGCAUAGGCAGUUUAGGGGUUCGAAAUUCCCGAGCUUGUGUUUCGAACAUCACAGUGAGUGACUCAAUCAUCAAGCAUUCAGACAAUGGUGUUCGGAUCAAAACAUGGCAGGGUGGAUCAGGCGCUGUAUCUGCAGUAACCUUCCAUAACAUAUACAUGGACACCGUCCGAAACCCAAUUAUCAUAGACCAAUACUACUGCCUCACCAAGAACUGCCCCAACCAAACCUCUGCAGUGUUUGUAUCAGAUAUUUGGUACACAAACAUCAAAGGUACAUAUGAUGUGAGAAGCCCCCCGAUGCAUUUUGCUUGCAGUGACUUCCUCCCUUGCACAAACCUCACACUUUCUGAAGUGGAACUACUUCCUGCUCAAGGAUAUAUUUUGUCAAACCCAGUUUGCUGGAAUGCUUAUGGGAUUAUGCAGACACUUAUUAUUCCACCAGUAAACUGCUUGUUAGAGGGAAUUCCACAGGUGAUGCCAGAGAGUGAUGUUGAUCGAUGUUAACCGGUUUGGAAUAGCUAAACUAUUAUGUAAAGUUUAGGUACAUGUCAUAUAGGCAAAGGAAAGUGCUAUGGAAAUUACAAGUGAAUUAAAAAAAAAAAUUACAAAAAAGAAAUUACAAGUGAAUUAAGAAUCUCCAUCUCUCUGUGUAACUUGGGAUACUGGUCAAGAACAGAAUGAUUUUGAAAUAUUAUGGCUUUGUGUGGA